This is a messenger RNA of Hyphopichia burtonii NRRL Y-1933, 231 nucleotides long. RefSeq lists its product as uncharacterized. Gene Ontology annotation, cellular component: ribosome. NCBI's taxonomy places the organism in Eukaryota, Fungi, Ascomycota, Pichiomycetes, Serinales, Debaryomycetaceae. The record is from RefSeq and is a predicted model, not a curated record. Gene Ontology annotation, molecular function: structural constituent of ribosome. The transcript has a single exon. Gene Ontology annotation, biological process: translation. The annotation marks the transcript as partial.
UAUACUAUCAACUUAAUCAAGAGAUCUAAUGGGUGUAUUUCGAGAAAGGAGCUUCAAAAGAUGAAUAUGUAUUUGUUAUUGUACAAAAACGUCAAAGAAAUCAACGAAUUCAUCACUUUACACGCGGGAAUACUGAUGAAAGAACCAAGAUUAAACGUUCAAUUAUGGCCUAUUGGUGUUCAAGGUGUUUCUACCAGAUUAAGAGUAAGAAUUUCCAGAAAGAGAAAAGAA